Glycine soja is the source of this 922-nucleotide messenger RNA. Its product is annotated as thymidine kinase a-like. Gene Ontology annotation, biological process: thymidine metabolic process. The coding region runs from base 47 to 697 and encodes 216 amino acids. The record is from RefSeq and is a predicted model, not a curated record. The transcript has 4 exons. Lineage: Eukaryota; Viridiplantae; Streptophyta; Magnoliopsida; Fabales; Fabaceae. Gene Ontology annotation, molecular function: ATP binding; thymidine kinase activity.
UGUCUUCCCUUUUCUCAUACCAAACACGCCUUUCCGCAUUCAAACUAUGGCCUCUUCUUCGUCCCUCUCAUUGGACACAGCCAAAGACCUUUCGAACUCAUCUGGUGAGGUUCAUGUCAUCGUCGGUCCCAUGUUCGCUGGCAAGACCACUGCCCUUCUUUGUCGCAUCGAAUCCGAACUCAACGCUGCCAAGAAUGUGGUGUUGUUAAAAUCGAGCAAGGAUACAAGAUAUGCAAUUGACUCGGUUGUGACGCACGAUGGGAUUAAAUUUCCUUGCAGGGCGUUACCGGAUCUGUUGUCGUUCAGGGAAAAACACGGCGAUGAUGCUUAUCAGAAGUUGGAUGUGAUUGGCAUAGACGAGGCUCAAUUUUUUGAGGACCUAUACGAGUUUUGCUGCAAGGCUGCUGAUGAAGAUGGCAAAACCGUAAUUGUUGCAGGCCUGGAUGGUGAUUACUUAAGGAGAAGCUUUGGCUCUGUGCUUCACAUAAUUCCACUUGCUGAUUCUGUGACCAAACUAACAGCACGUUGUGAACUGUGUGGCAAACGUGCUUUUUUCACCUUGAGGAAGACAGAGCAGAGAGAGACUGAACUAAUUGGUGGGGCUGAUUUGUAUAUGCCGGUUUGUCGCCUGCACUACCUGAACAGCCAAGUUGCUGAGAGGAGUGUUCUCGAAUCUCAAAAUUUUAAAACCGAUUGAUUCCCUUCUUGAGGCAGCUGAAGAUGUUUAAGGGUUAUUGGGAAAUUGGCUUGUAUGUAGCCCACCAUGUUUAAUUGUUCGACUGAUACAUGUUUUUAUCUAUUUGUUUUUAUCACCCUUUUGUAUAGGUACUUGAGUUUCUUAAUGCUCAUUUCUUAUGUUACAUGUUUUUCCUUGCCUUGUAGGAAAAUUUGGUGGCUCUAUUAUUGUCUAUUCUUUCUUUGA